AUGUCAGCAUCAGCACCAAGAACGAAACCCUGGGAAGUAUCACAGGGUACAAGUGCAGCAUCGACACAACAAUCCACGACUAUACCUGCCGGCACGACUGACUCAACAGCGACGGCGACAGGAACGUCGACAAAUCCAUCGUUACCUGAUCGUCCAACGUCCCUAACCAGUGAAUUUAACAAUAUGGCACAGACGUCGCCUUAUGGAACUAGUACUAGCAACAACGCCUAUGGAACCUCAUCAACGUAUGGUAAUGGCUACGGCUCAUCUGGUUAUGGGUCAUCAAUGUAUGGCUCAGGUUAUGGCUCAGGCUACGGAUCAGGCAUGUAUGGUUCUGGUUACGGCUCAGGGCUUGGUUCAAGCAUGUAUGGUGGCUACGGUUCCGGCAUGUAUGGAUCGAGUUACGGUUCUGGGAUGUACGGUCUGGGGAUGUACGGUCUGGGGAUGUAUGGUUCUGGGAUGUAUGGAGGCAGUUACGGUGGGGGCAUGUACAACCAGCCCGGUAUGAUGCAAGGAGGAUUUGGUGAAGGAACACAAGCAACAUUUCAUUUGAUUGAGAGUAUAAUAGGUGCAGUUGGUGGAUUUGCUCAGAUGUUGGAGGCAACAUAUAUGGCAACUCACUCUUCAUUUUUCACCAUGGUAAACCUUGCUGAACAAUUUGGCAAUUUGAAAAAUGCCCUUGGAUCUUUACUUGGAAUAUUUGCCAUGAUUAAGCUUGUUAAAAAGUUGUUCGCUAAACUAACGGGACAAGUUUAUAACAAUGGCAUAAAUUUGAAUGAAUUUAAUAAAUUCGAAGCCAAACAAAAGAAGUUGGAAGAUCAAAUUAAAAGAAAUGGGACUAACAGUAAUAAACCACCAAGAUUGUCACUUAAGCCAUUGCUUAUUUUCCUUGCAGCAUCCAUAGGUCUUCCUUAUUUACUAAGUAAGGCUAUACAAAUGCUUAAUGAACAAAACAGACGCAAGAUGGAAAUGCAACAGCAACACCAGCACCAGCACCAGCUUUCGGGUCCAAACGCCUCCUUUGACCCAUCAAACUUACAAUUUGCUAAAGCUUUAUACGAGUUUAAUCCAGAAAACCCUCAAAUGGAAGCUGAAUUAAAACCAAAUGAAUUAGUAGCUAUUUUAUCGAAGCAAGAUCCUUUAGGAAACGAAUCUAAAUGGUGGAAGGUCAGGACGAGGACGGGGAAAGUCGGAUACGUGCCUAGUAACUUUUUGACGGUGAUUGAACGAAAACUGCAACCAUCUUCGAAGCAAGUUGAACCGGCGACGGCAGUUCCUCAGAAUCUCAAACUGGAUCAAUUAUUGGAGGAGUUUAAGAAUAUGUAG
Lodderomyces orthopsilosis Co 90-125 is the source of this 1326-nucleotide messenger RNA. RefSeq names its product peroxin (gene PEX13). Gene Ontology annotation, cellular component: peroxisome; peroxisomal importomer complex; peroxisomal membrane. Gene Ontology annotation, biological process: protein import into peroxisome matrix, docking. Gene Ontology annotation, molecular function: protein binding. NCBI's taxonomy places the organism in Eukaryota, Fungi, Ascomycota, Pichiomycetes, Serinales, Debaryomycetaceae. The transcript has a single exon. Bases 1 to 1326 code for a protein of 441 amino acids. The record is from RefSeq and is a predicted model, not a curated record.